Dentiscutata erythropus is the source of this 135-nucleotide messenger RNA. NCBI's taxonomy places the organism in Eukaryota, Fungi, Glomeromycota, Glomeromycetes, Diversisporales, Gigasporaceae. The record is from the annotation of a GenBank genome assembly.
AUGGAUACCAAAAGUGAAGAAGCAAACAUGAUAGAAAAGGUCUAUAAUUUUGACUGGUCAUUGACUUCACUUGGCCCUAUGGACUUAUGGGAACCUGCUAUCAAAACAGCUAUGCGUAUUCAGAAGUUUUACUAG